This is a messenger RNA of Tupaia belangeri chinensis (Chinese tree shrew), 5089 nucleotides long. It is a transcript of the gene ATXN7, whose product is annotated as ataxin 7. Bases 66 to 2540 code for a protein of 824 amino acids. NCBI's taxonomy places the organism in Eukaryota, Metazoa, Chordata, Mammalia, Scandentia, Tupaiidae. The transcript has 11 exons. The record is from RefSeq and is a predicted model, not a curated record.
CGCCGCCGCGGCGCCUACGGCCGGAGGACGGCGGUCCCAGCGCCGCCUCCACCUCGGCCGCCGCAAUGGCGACGGUCGGGGAGCGCAGGCCCCUGCCCAGUCCCGAAGCGAUGCUGGGACAGUCGUGGAAUCUGUGGGUCGAGGCUUCCAAACUUCCUGGGAAGGACGGGACGGAAUUGGACGAAAGUUUCAAGGAGUUUGGGAAAAACCGCGAAGUCAUGGGGCUCUGUCGGGAAGAUAUGCCAAUAUUUGGUUUCUGUCCAGCCCAUGAUGAUUUCUACUUGGUGGUGUGUAACGACUGUAAUCAGGUUGUCAAACCGCAGGCAUUUCAAUCACAUUAUGAAAGAAGACACAGCUCAUCCAGCAAGCCGCCUUUGGCCGUUCCUCCCACUUCAGUAUUUUCCUUCUUCCCUUCUCUGUCCAAAAGUAAAGGAGGCAGUGCAAGUGGAAGCAACCGUUCUUCCAGUGGAGGUGUCCUUAGCGCAUCCUCGUCAAGUUCCAAGUUGUUGAAAUCACCCAAAGAGAAACAGCAACUCAGGGGGAGCACCAGGCCAAUGCAUCCCAUCCAACAAAAUAGAGUCCCCCAUGGUAGAAUCAUGACGCCCUCUGUGAAAGUGGAAAAGAUCCAUCCAAAGAUGGAUGGCGCACUACUGAAACCUGCGGUGGGGCCAGCCUGUCCUGCUACUGUGAGUUCCUCAGUCAAGCCUGGCCUUAACUGCGUCUCAAUACCAAAGCCAACCUUGCCUUCGCCUGGACAGAUUCUGAAUGGCAAAGGGCUUCCUGCACCUCCCACUCUGGAAAAGAAAUCUGAAGACAAUUCCAAUAACAGGAAAUUUUUAAAUAAAAGAUUAUCAGAAAGAGAGUUUGAUCCUGACAUCCACUGUGGGGUCAUCGACCUUGACACCAAGAAGCCCUGCACCCGGUCUUUGACAUGCAAGACACAUUCCUUAACCCAGCGAAGAGCUGUCCAGGGUAGAAGAAAACGAUUUGAUGUAUUAUUAGCCGAGCACAAAAACAAAACCAGGGAAAAGGAAUCGAUUCGCCAUCCGGACUCUCAGCAACCACCGCAGCCUCUCAGGGACCCGCAUCCCGCCCCUCCCAGAACGUCACAGGAGCCGCACCAAAACCCUCACGGAGUGAUUCCUUCCGAAUCAAAGCCUUUCGUAGCUAGUAAACCUAAACCUCACACCCUUAGUCUUCCAAGGCCUCCAGGCUGCCCUGCUCAGCAAGGUGGGAGUGCCCCCAUUGACCCUCCUCCAGUCCAUGAAUCUCCACACCCUCCCCUGCCUGCCACUGAGCCAGCUUCUCGGUUAUCCAGUGAGGAGGGCGAAGGCGAUGACAAAGAAGAGUCUGUUGAAAAACUGGACUGUCAUUAUUCAGGUCAUCAUCCUCAGCCAGCAUCUUUUUGCACAUUCGGGAGCCGGCAGAUUGGAAGAGGCUAUUACGUCUUUGACUCCAGGUGGAACCGGCUUCGCUGCGCCCUCAACCUCAUGGUGGAGAAGCAUCUGAACGCGCAGCUGUGGAAGAAAAUCCCACCAGUGCCCAGCACCACGUCACCUGUCUCCACACGUGUUCCUCACCGGACAAACUCUGUGCCGACAUCACAAGGCGGGGUCAGCUAUCUGGCGGCAGCCACCGUCUCGUCAUCCCCAGGUCUGCUCUCGGCCACCUGCAUCUCCCCCAACAGCAAAUCGGUGCCAGCUCAUGGAACCACGCUCAACGCACAGCCUGCCACUUCCGGGGCGAUGGAUCCUGUGUGCAGUAUGCAGUCCAGACAAGUGUCCUCCUCAUCCUCGUCCCCCUCUACACCCUCCGGCCUUUCCUCGGUCCCUUCCUCCCCAAUGUCCAGGAAACCUCAGAAGUUGAAAUCCAGCAAGUCUUUAAGGCCCAAGGAGUCUUCUGGUAACAGUACGAACUGUCACAACGCCAGCAGCAGCACCAGCGGCGGCUCAGGAAAGAAACGCAAAAACAGUUUCCCACUGUUGGGUCACUCUUCUUCCUCCUCCACCUCCUCCUCCUGCUCCACUUCCUCCUCGUCUUCUUCUCAUUCCAUGGAGUCUUUUAGGAAAAACUGUGUGGCUCACACUGGGCCUCCCUACCCCUCAACGGUAACAUCUUCCCAUAGCAUCAGCCUCAACUGCGUGGCAAAUAAGGCGAACUCGGUGAGCGUCCGGCACGACCAGUCAGGGAGGGGCCCCCUGGGCGGGAGCCCUGCUGAGCCCAUCAAGAGGAUGAGUGUGAUGGUGAACAGUGGCGACUCCACUCUGUCACUUGGCCCGUUCAUCCACCAGUCCAGCGAGCUGCCUGUCAACUCCCACGGCAGUUUUUCACACUCACAUACUCCUCUAGACAAACUCAUAGGAAAGAAGAGAAAGUGCUCACCGGGCUCAGGCAGCAUCAACAACAGCAGCAACAAACCCACAAAGGUUGCCAAAUUGCCAGCCAUGAACAACGUGCACAUGAAACACGCGGGCGCCAUCCCAGGGGCGCAAGGACUGACGAACAGUUCCCUCCUUCAUCAGCCAAAGGCACGUCCCUGACAGAAAAUAGCACGGGGAGGAAUAAUCCGGACACUUUUGAGGACAAGUUACACCUCCACUCAGCACUCUGGACUCCACGAUGCCUUUGAGUCUGUUUUCCCAACCUCCUGUGGACCUCCAGGGUAGAAACCUGCCGGGCUGUUGUUUUACAAGGAUUUCCCUGAAGCUCUGUCUGUAGCAGUGAGUACUCAUAAAGGACACUGGAUCAAGUUCAGCCACCGAAUUGCUUUUAUCAGUGUUAAAGUGGUCUGGACUGCUUGCUACCAAUCUGUGAUAAGUUUUUGUUUUUGUUUUGUUUUUUAACUUGCAGUAUAUCAUGGAGCUACUCUUUGAGUAGGUUGGCUGAGCAAAAGAAUGUUCUGGCAAGAGCGUUACUGUAGACUCUUCUCCCUCCUUCUCCCCAGCAAAAGUUUUUUUUUUGUUUUUUUUUUUAACACUGUCUUCUGUAGGUCACGCUCCAGCAGUUAGGCACCUUAACUGGAGACUGGAGACCUUCCAGAGGAGAGAGCGAGCUGCACCCUGAGCGAUCCUCUGGAGAAGGAAAUCUGGCUUUAGGUUUAAUAACAAUGUUCUAGGACGGAACAUGGACAUGGGCGCAAGGCACCAUGACAAAAUAGCCCAGCCUUUUGCAAGUAAUUUGGGAUGAGAAGCUGUCAGAAGUUUCUAACCUGCAAGCCUCUUUGAAGCCAUUGAUGCCCAGAGAGCAAUUAUAAACCAUUUUAGAGGCUUACUUUUUAUGGUACAAAUGCAGUUCUGUGAUUGGGUGGGGAGAAAGAAAAUGCAAAUUAGUUUUGAUAAAGGAAAGCCAAAUUGGAUGCUAGGGAGGGAGUGGGAAGAGUAAAAUCACUGUAGGAGGGGAAAAAACCUUCUUCCAAGAUUUCCAAAGAGAUGGAAUUUUCUAAUUUAAGUUUUCAUAUUAAAUAGUAUAUCAGAUUGGGUUGGUUGCCUGACCCAGUCUAUUUUUUUAAAAUUGCCUUUUAAAGUAAAAUGAUUAGGAUGUACUUAAAUGUUUCUGAGGCACUCUCUGCAUUACCCCUGUUUUCUUUUUUGGACACUGUCCUGGGGCUACAUGGAGUUUUUGCUUCACUGCGUGCUCCCAGUACCACAUGCGUGCGUCCUCACUCCCGUUCGUCGUGCUGCACAAGUUUAUGGCUGUAGCCGAGGUGGGGAGCAGGUACCGGGCGGGAGGGUGGAGGACGUGCACACAUGUCCACAUGGAGGUUAGAUGUGACACCUACAUAGUAUUUCCCUGAAACACACCUUCUUCUUGGGACUAAUGCCAGCCAUCUUCCUGAGAGAGUUUUGCAGCCCUCCGGGAUGUUUUUCUACCCACCCCAAAAAGGAAGAGCUUAAUGUGUGAGAACAGCAUUGCAUAUGAAGAUGACAGUGAACUUGGGGGGUGAGCUGGGGCCUUUUCACGGGUGAUUCCAUCACCACAGCUCCUGAAACUAGAACCAGGCACUUUUGCUUAGAAAAACACACAAGGUUGCUGAACACAGGGUAAAAUUCCUAAGGCUCUGAUGGUUACCCUGGCCAGGGCCCAGGCAGAGCCAGUCAGUACAUCCUUUUUGCCUCCAAUUCUUGGGUUACAAACUUCAGUUUCAGGGAAUUUCAUAUCAACAACAGGUAGAAUGAAUAAAUACUUGGUUACCAGCCUAAUAAUGUGAAUUGCUACAGAAUUAUUCUUAAUUAUGUGAGAAAAUGGAAACUUUAUGCAGAUACUUUAGCUAUAAAUUGAUGUAAAAUACUGAUUUUUGCUUUUAAAGGAAGGGGAGAACAGUAUCUUGUUCACUCCCUAUGCAAUCAGUAAAAAAUUUUAAGAUGAUACUAUAGGAGAGCUUGGUAAGGAGAGAGCAUGGAUGGGCCAGUUUGAGGUAGUUAUGAGGAAUCAGUCUGGUGGGUCCAUCCCAGUGGGGGAGAGAGAGAGUAGGAAAGAGGGAUCAGAACAUGCCUGUUGAUUCCUUUGGUGACAAGUGCAAUGGGGAACGGGUAGAAUUUCUUCUCAGAGCCAAGGGGGACUUGAGGGUUAUAAAUAAAGUUGCUUUUAGUGAUGGAAUUUAUAGACAGAUCAUGUUGUUCCAGAAGAUGUGAAUAGGAUCCACGAUAGCAAGUUGAUUCAGAAUAAUGUAGAUAUUUAGAUUAGCGAGUGUUGAUCAUUUGAUUUCUUAGACUGAGGUAUUCUUUGGAUUUCAUUACGUCUCCCGGUAAUACACAGAGCAUCGGGAUUAGGAAAUUAGCCAUUUUGGAUUCUGCCUGCCACAAACAGACCUAUUCUAAACAGUGCUAUUAAAUUUUAGACUGUUGUUCAAAUACUUUAUUUUCUCCUACAACUACUUUUUAUUAUGAUGAACAAUUAAGACCAUUUAAAACACGGGAGUACAAGUAUUUUUUGAAUUAAAUUAACUUACAAAAAAACAAAUUUGCAGUGGUUGGGUUGUUUCUAGACAGACUUUGGUAUCAAUUUAAAACCAAGAUAAUUUUUAUAUUCUUUCCAAUAGAAUUUCACGGCAACUCAUGCAGUUUUCUUAACCUACGGAAAAAAAAAAAAA